This is a messenger RNA of Bubalus bubalis (water buffalo), 1095 nucleotides long. It is a transcript of the gene TMEM134, whose product is annotated as transmembrane protein 134. The transcript has 7 exons. Lineage: Eukaryota; Metazoa; Chordata; Mammalia; Artiodactyla; Bovidae. The record is from RefSeq and is a predicted model, not a curated record. Bases 84 to 773 code for a protein of 229 amino acids.
GCCCGGGGGCGGGGCCUGCGCGCGGGGGCGGGGCCUGCGGGCGCAGAAGGCGACCGCGCAGCGCGCCUGAGCGGGCCGGGGUCAUGAGUGCCUCCCGGCCCCAGUUCAGCAUCGAUGAUGCCUUCGAGCUGUCCUUGGAGGACACGGGCCCUGGGCUCGAGCCCAGCGGGGUCGCCCGCUUCGGGCCGCUGCAUUUCGAGCGCCGGGCCCGGUUCGAGGUGGCCGACGAGGACAAGCAGUCCCGGCUGCGCUACCAGAACCUGGAGAACGACGAGGAUGGAGCCCAGGCCUCUCCGGAGCCGGAUGGGGGAGUCAGCACCAGGGAUUCUGGCCGAACAUCCAUCCGCAGCUCCCAGUGGUCCUUUAGCAGCAUCAGCAGCAGCACUCAGCGCUCCUACAAUGCGUGCUGCAGCUGGACUCAACAUCCUUUGAUCCAGAAGAACCGCCGGGUGGUGCUGGCCUCCUUCCUGCUUCUCCUGCUGGGGCUGGACCUAAGCCACGUGGGAGAUCGCGGGUGGAGGUCCCCACCCUGCCACCAGCUUCUGCCUCCUGCGGCGCCUCCCUCACCCUCGCGGCUCCAUUUGUAUGCAGUGCUGAUCCUGACCGGCGUGGGACUGGAGGUGGCCCCCUCGCCAGGUGUCUCCAGCGCCAUCUUCUUCGUUCCGGGCUUCCUGUUGCUGGUCCCAGGAGUCUACCACGUGAUCUUCAUCUACUGCGCCGUCAAGGGUCACCGGGGCUUCCAGUUCUUCUACCUGCCCUACUUCGAGAAGUGAGCAACCGGCGGUAGACGGCGGGAUCCAGCGUCAGCGCCGAGAGGCCCCAGUGUGUGCGGCCUCCUCGCAUCCCUAGAGGGGCACUCCCGGGGUCCGCGCCCGGCUUCGGGUCCCUCAUCUCAAGGGAAGAGCCCCGCCGGGACCCUCAAGCCCCCUAGUCCUCUCGGGAGUUUGCUCAGGAAGUUUGGGGCAUGUGGGUCUUGGGCCACUACCUGAGCCUGGGAAAGUCGCCCCUUCCCUCUCUGUGCCUUAACUUAUUCUCAGGCCCUGGGGUUGCUGGGUUGGUGAUGUUUUGUGCUAAUAAAAGCGGUGCUUAAUUUCA